CUCAAAUCCGAAACAGGUAAGAAAAAUGAAGAAAAGGAAUAUAGCAGAUCUCGUUGUACCUACGCUAUAUCUUGGCGUCUCUCCCUCAUAUCAGCUCUGCAUUGUUGUUGUCCCUUCAGUCAAAACACUUUCUCAGUUCCUUAUUUAAUUUUGCAAAGCUCUCAAGCUCUAAAAGAAGAAAUCAAGGGAAGCUUAAGAAGAAGAAGAAGAUGUCGUGGCAAGCUUAUGUCGAUGAUCACUUGUUGUGUGAUAUUGAAGGCAACCAUCUAAUUUCCGCUGCUAUCAUUGGCCAAGACGGCAGCGUUUGGGCCCAGAGCUCCAAUUUCCCCCAGUUGAAGCAAGAGGAAAUCACUGGCAUCAUGAAUGACUUCAAUGAACCUGGAUCACUUGCCCCAACUGGAUUGUACAUUGGUGGCACUAAAUACAUGGUGAUCCAAGGUGAACCCGGAGCCGUUAUUCGAGGGAAGAAGGGACCGGGAGGUGUUACCGUUAAGAAGACCAGUCUGGCCUUGAUCAUUGGAAUAUAUGAUGAGCCAAUGACACCCGGGCAGUGCAACAUGGUUGUCGAAAGGCUAGGCGAUUAUCUCAUCGAGCAGGGUCUUUAAUCUCUUUGGUGUGCCCUUAUUUGUUGGUUUCUAUACAAAAGUGCACCUGCCACCCAUAUAGUAAUGGUUUGAGUGCAGAUAAAUAAUAGUAUUUUCAAGUCAUGGGAACCUUUUUCCAGUUAUGGAAUGGUUGGUGUUUGUAAUAGUUAUGCUUAUCAUCUCUUGCUUUGUCGAUGUACUCGUUUCAUGAAUGGUAUUAUCGAAGAAUGUCCGAGCGAAAUACUUUGUCUAUGUUUACAGCGUUUCUAAUGGGUUCGUUUAAU
Molecule: messenger RNA, 868 nt
Organism: Hibiscus syriacus
Lineage: Eukaryota; Viridiplantae; Streptophyta; Magnoliopsida; Malvales; Malvaceae
Product: profilin
Exons: 3
Coding region: 210-605 (131 amino acids)
Cellular component (GO): cell cortex
Molecular function (GO): actin monomer binding
Source: RefSeq, a predicted model, not a curated record